Molecule: messenger RNA, 12375 nt
Organism: Xyrichtys novacula (pearly razorfish)
Lineage: Eukaryota; Metazoa; Chordata; Actinopteri; Labriformes; Labridae
Source: the annotation of a GenBank genome assembly
UCCCUCAGCCGGGGCGGGCCUUUCCUCUGUGUCGUUGCUACAGGGAUACCAAGAUGGAAAUACAGGGGCUCUCUGAUGCCCAAAACAUCCAUUGUCAACAUGGCGCCCUCCUCAGACCCUCAACAUCUCCGCCGCGGUCGGUUAAAGGGUCUGUUCAGCGUUUUAUUUCCACAGAAUCUGAAGCGAGCGGACUUUCGGGGUCAUUUAAGCCACAAGGGGAAGACAACAACAACAACAAAUGUAGGCCGAGGACGUCAGCGUUUGACAUGCUGCUGGAAAAUGGCAGCGAGGCGGUUUGUUCGUCUGUCCAGCCAAGACCAACAGAUAAAACCAAACGGUUGUUUAACAUCGACAAAGCGAGUAUUGGACUUAAUAACGUUAACUCUGAGAGGAGAAAUUAUUCGCAUGAGUCUGUGAGGACUGCCCGGAACUGCGGGUCAGGCAGCGGGGAUGUUGUGUUGCAGAUGGCGCUGCCCUCUUUUGAAGGGGAAGAGGAACCGUUGCCGCAGCGGCAGUUAACGUUACCGUUUACAGCUUUACGGCAGCAGCGCGAGGACGGCGCCUUCAAGCAGACCAGCCACAGCUGCGGUGCUGCGCCGGGGAGCUCCAACACGGAGACCGGGGCCCACAACCCCCUGGACCAUAUCGAUUUUAAUGUUGUUCACGAGGACGGCAACGAAGAGGCGACCAAACAGCGAGCGGAGUUACCUCCCCCCGCUAAAGUGAAAGGUAGAAACCCGGAAUGCUCCACAGUAAGCCCCAGUGGCUCCAUGGAGGCUCGAAACGUCAGGGAGAUAAUUCUGUGUGAAUUUGAUGACAACUUUAACUGUCUGGACUCCGAAGUUUUAAAGAAAGCCGAACAUGUUUUCAAUUUUCUGAACGACAACUCGGUUUUGGCUAAUGCUAAACAGGCUGUGGUAGAAGACGUUGUUUUGACAAACAAAUAUGGCGAUAAGAUUUGUGGUCAGAUUUGUAACGAAAACAUCGAGAGCAGGCUGCUAAGAGAGGUUCCGCCUCAACCGAGUCCUGCUAUCGUCGAAACCAUGGACACUCCGGACUUUAUUUCGGACUCAACGGGGCUGCAGGACACCGCAAACCCGGGCACGGCCUCGACUAGUCCGCCUGCUGGUGAAACCUUUUCCGGAACUAUCACUAUAAACAACCAAAGCAUCAUUGUGACCAUUGAAAACGGGGUCCUGACUCUGGCUGCUCCUCCAGAGGGAUAUGUGCACAAAGAGGAUGAUAUGAUCAGCCUGAAAGAGCACCUUGGCAUGAAAGACCAUGAGGAUAUUGUUCUUCUGAACUAUGAUAGUGGCACCAAGUCCAUUGGUAAGAUCAGCACAUUGGCAGUAUCCAGCUCUUGUCAGCAGGAUGAGCCCAGGCCUGGUGUGUCUGUGAGUGACUCUGAGCUGGCUCUGGUAGAUGACUGCACCUUAUCAGAGCUCGGCACGUCUCUGGACUCCUGUCCUAUUAUUAAACAGGAGGCAAGGGAGCUGUGUGCCGUAACAGAGGCCGAUCUGGUUGAACCACACCCCAAAGUGGCUGACCAUGACAGUGGGGACUUCCAGUCUGUUCAGUUGAUUCGAUCUAAAAAAGAGACGGUGACUUCUUUUCAUUGCCCACAACCAGACUGCAGCUCCACAUUUGACACACGCCAAAAACUCAAGGUUCACCUUCUGAACCAUGCUGAGGACCCUCGUCCCUACCAGUGCACCGUGGAAGGUUGUGGCUGGGCAUUCGGUACUUCCUAUAAACUCAAGCGGCACCUUCAGUCCCACGACAAGCAGCGGCCACAUACCUGUCAGUUUGAAGGCUGUGGGCGGCGAUUCACCACCGUCUACAACCUUAAAGCUCACAUCAAAGUCCAUCAGCAGGAUAAUGCCUUUGUCUGUGAGAUCUGCAGUGAGAGAUUUCGCAGUGCAUCCCGACUCACCAAUCACCAGAGGGUCCACUUUGAGCCACAGAGGCCCCACAAAUGUGAAUUCCCAGGUAACACAAGCUGAAUACAUUUAUAUUCAUCUUAUAUGUUAAAUACUUUACAUAGACUCUAUGUUGUACACUAAGGGUGGGAGAAAAAAAUCGAUAAAGCAUAUUGCGAUAUUUUGUCUGGUGAUAUAUUGUAUCGUCUCAUUUACCGAACAUUGAUUUUUUAAAAUUAAUUGUUGAUAUGAAGUCAAAUCUGUGAUAAUGGAUAAAUAAAAUCAACUGUUUUUCCAGUGAGAGCAGGAGAAAGUUAGUGCAACAUAUAAAUCAGCACCUGGGGAAGGACAUUAGGAAUGCAAGCAGGGCACAAAUAAGAUGGACUUGACAUGUAAGGUUUGCAAGAUGUGAAAAUAAAAUACUGUGUAAAUACGACAAACAUAAAGGAAAAACAAAUGCUAAAUUAGCUCACCAGUUGAAAAAAUUGUAUAAAUCGCAAUGUAUUGUAUUGGAUUACUCACUGUAUUGCAAAAUGUUAAAAAUCGCAAUAAUAUUGUACCGUGGGGCCACUGGUGAUUCCCACCCUUAUUAUGCACUGUAUCACCCUGCUCACCUGCUUACAUUUGAUAUGAAGAAAAAAAUCCUGAAGGUAGCUGGAUUUAAGAAACACAAAGCAUUUCUCAAAGUCUGUAUUAAGUUAGAGAAGUUCAGAAAGAGGACAUUGCAGUCAGAGUCAUUUCCUGUAUUGGCGUCACAUUGGUGGUUUGGCCACUGACCAGCAUUAGAUCCUUAGAGUUAAAUAAAGGAAGUAAUAUAAGAGCACAGGUGACAACUCAUCAAAGUAAGGGCUGAACCCAUUUUUGAAAGUUACAUGCUCUAAUCAUGCAAAAUGAUCAGAACUUAAUUUUCAGAUAAAAAAAUUCUGUAGAAUAUUGGCAUUAUUCUAGACCUGCCUCAGCAACAGGGUUCAGCCAGAUCAGUUUACAGGAAGAGAAAAUGACAAUAUAUCACUAUUGAUCAGUGUUUUUUUUCCACUAGUUUGAUGACACAGCAGUUACUGUUUACAACAUGUGAACCCUGUCUGUGGGUGUAACCAGCAUGUAUUUUUCCAGCAUGCAUGAUUAACCGCUGGGUAUCAUAACUUGGCGCCAAAAGACAAUGCAGGUAGUAGGUGUAGGUGUUACUGUAUUCCAGGUACAAAGCUUGUUUUAAUCUGCCAUUCCUGUGAUUGUAAUGUUUCUCUUUGUCCUAUGCAGGCUGUGAGAAAACCUUCAUCACCUUCAGUGCCCUGUUCUCCCACAAUCGCACUCACUUCAGGGAAACGGGCCACUUCACCUGCACCUUCCCAGGCUGCGACAAGACAUAUGACAAGGCCUGCCGUCUCAAAAUCCACAUGAGGAGUCACACUGGUAAGCUGGUAGUGUUGCUGUAGGUGAAUUUAUAGGAACAUGUCCAGUAAACAGUGUCUCUGAUGAAACAUGUUUCUUUCAAACCGAACAUUAGCAUGUAUUCAGGUCACAGAGAUGUCGAGGAUCUUUUUUUUCUUUCUUUUUCGAGAAAAGUCAUUCCUCUUAUCACAUGAUUCUGUUGCUGUGCUGCCCCCUGUUCACUCACUCCCUUGGAAAGCAGCGUGUUUCCUGCUUUCCACUUUAUCAGUGUAGUUGCACAGAAAAGCAUGAGCCUGCUCGCAUAUGACUGCUUGAACAGUUUCAGGUCACUCCACUGAGCUUGUACAGGCACACUGCCAUGACAAGGGUUUGAAACCAUUUCAAUUUGACCAAGUCUGAUCCCAGUUUUAGUGGUAUUGUGGUAUUAAGUGUCUACUUUGACAGGAAUUCGUCCUGUUUUACCUCAGCUUUGAAACUGAACAGCACUGUGUUUUAUAGGAAGAAUUCAACUGGAAAAAUUACUAAUGAAAACCACCUGUAAGCAAGAUUAAGUUAACCCAAUAUACUGUACAUGCGAGUUUGAGCUCAACUAGGUUUUUGAACCGCAGAUUUUUUGGUGCACCCCUUAUACCUUGCCAUACUGGACUCUUUGCGUCUAAUGCCUUUGCUCUGUUUCUUUUUAAAAGCAUAAUUGCUGCUCUAUGUGAAUACGAUUUUUGGUUGGACGGGCUGUUUACCUUCUGCCUUUAGUCAUUUAGCUCAUAUGGUAUCAGGGCUGGUUCAUAGCACAGAGGAAGGGUACUUCUUUUUAUUGCUGUUUAAAAUAUUAACUACAACCCUGUUCUAAACAAACUGUUGUUUUCUUUUUUUCAGGUGAGAGGCCGUUUGUCUGUGACUCAAAGGGCUGUGGCUGGUCCUUCACCAGCAUGUCGAAGUUGCUGCGACAUAAACGGUUAGUGUUGUCUUAAGACCAGUCUGCUAAAGUCAAGUAACUCACACAGAACAGUUCACAUUUCAGUUUUCCAUCGCUCUGAGUAGGGCUGCACGAUUAAUCAAUUUUAACGCGGUAUUAACCCGUCCACAGGGAAACUAAUUCAGGAGUAAACGCAAAAGUUUUGAGUCGUAUCGGCGUUUCAUCCACACAGAAACGGUAUUUCAGGUGACUGUAAACAGUACUUUUUGAAAAUGGGUCAGUGAGUGCAUAAAUCCGUAAACCACUACCAUUUCAUCUGCCUAUUUACAUCUUGAAACGUAAUUAUGUCACACACAGCGUAACUCUUUUAUGGUGGCUGCGUGUGUGCGACCAAACCAACCUUAAUAUGCAUGCUCUGUACUCUUCUUUUGUCUUUUGUGCAUUUCUCCGACAGCGUUACAGCACCACUUACUGAUUUGGUAUACGCACUACAUUGUUUUCAGUGGUUUUGUUUUGAGAGAUGAUAGAAAAACCUUUUAUUUUUAAAGUGAAUACAAAAUUCAAAUCAAAAAUCAAGUUUUCAGAGAAAAAAAUCAGGGUUUUUAUUUUUGGCCAAAAUCGUGCGGCACUAGCUCUGAGUUUGUGAUUUCAGUUCUGUCACUCAGGUAACUCAUCUUAGUUUUAGUUCCACCAUGGUGUGUAAACAAGUAUGAAUUAUAGAGUUUCAACUUUCUCAUUUUACAUAUUUUUUUUUUUUAGAAAACAUGAUGACGACCGUCGUUUUGUCUGCACAGAGGAGGGAUGUGGGAAAUCCUUCACCAGGGCAGAGCACCUCAAAGGUCACAGCAUCACCCAUCUGGGGACUAAGCCCUUUCAGUGCCACGCAGAAGGUAUGAAACAGGAACCAAACUAAAUAAGAGUCAGUGGGAAAGAGUCAGUUUUGCAUGCUUUUUUAAAACUCUCAACAGGAAGUUAUUUUUUUUUUAUCUGUGUUAUCUGUAGUUUUGUAUUUUCUGACCUGCUAAUCAGGUCUGGUGUUUGGUUCCUUGUUCCCCCAGGCUGUACUGCCAGGUUUUCAGCACGCAGCAGCCUGUAUAUUCACUCCAAGAAGCAUAAGCAGGAUACCAGCACCCUGAGGACCCGCUGUCCUGUGGCAAACUGCUCCAAACACUUCUCAUCCCGCAGCAGCCUUAAGAGCCACAUGCUCAAACACCACCACCUCAGUCCUGGUGAGUGUCAAGUGGCUUUGCAGUGAAGACACUUUGUGCUUCAACUCUUAGGAUUUUGUUUCUCUUGAAAAAUAUCAAUUAAAUAUUUGCAACUCUUCAGAGAUUAGCAGAUAUUUGAUGUGUUUUUGUUCCUUGCCCCAAACUAGCUAUUUGACAUUAGUCUGUAAAAAUCCUCCAACAAGUAGCUGUAGAAAAAAGUUUGGUGAACAUGAACUGUUUAGUCCAGAAGAGUAUUCCUAUAAAAUUCUGAUCUAUCUUUUAACUUUCAAAUGUUUCCUUCUUCUCUUUUCAAGAUGUCCUCAGCCAGAUGGAGACCACACCCUCCCUGACCCCUAGCAAUGAGCUCAUCAGCUCCACCCCAACAACAGUUGCAGGGCCUGGGGUCGCAGGGGGUGACCAGCUGCCCAACUUGGACCUCAGCUCUCUUUUCUCUGCUGUGCCUGGAAGCGCUGCACCCACCACCGGCAUUGGAGUGGGAGUUCCUGUAAGUGGGAGCAGCUCUAAUGGCACCUUCACCAUGGACCUCUCCCUGGUCAGCUCAGGCAUCCUCACCAUUGACCCCACCUCGGUGGGCCCCACACUCUGCACUAGCUCCAGCACCAUGCUGGCCAAAGCUGUGGACCCUCUGAUCCUGGCAGCUAGCACUGACAUGUCCUCCCACCACGGUCUGGAAGGAACGGUCGGAGACGUCCUGCCCCCACAGGGUACCCUCAACCUGGAUGAUGUGCAGACAGUUACCCCAGAGGCCCUAAGCACCCUCACAGCUCUCACCAUGCAAAGUGCGGGUGUGUCUGUGGACCCCACUCUGCAGCACUCACUCAGCUCCUCCAGUGCCCUGAGUGUGGAGCCAACAGCCUCCUUAGCCGUGGCCCCUGUCACUGAACUGCUGGCUUCACCCUCAAAGGUGGUGGAGGUAGGCGGGCAGGGGGGUGCGGGGCCGCUACUGGGUUGUGUCGAGGUCCUGGGACCACAGGAGGGAGGGAAGGUCCUCACUCAGUUUGUUUUCCCCGGCACCAGCAGCAGCUUCAGCCCUCAGAAAGAGCAAGAACUCAACGCUGUGUCACCAACCAGCUUCCUGGUGAGCUCUCAUUUAUUUCUGCCGCACCAGUGUGUCUGUUAGGAGGUCUUUGUGAUUUCUACUGCAUAUGUGGAGGAAGAAUAUAGUUUUAACAUUCCAACAUUGAAAAGGAAAAUCUGCAACUUGACACCACAAACUAAAGAAACACAAUCCCACAACUAAACAGAUCAUAGCUGCAUCAACUUGGUAAUAUUUGGCCCCACAAUGGUCUUUGACCUGGAGUCUGUAUCUGGAUCCAAUAUUAAAAGAUGGAGAUAUGUUUAGGGCUUUUGAAUAUCCACGUUUUGAUUAAAAUAUCCAUGGUCUAGGGAUGUCCCAAAAAGAUAUUAAUAUCGGAUAUCUGUCCGAUAUAUCGUCCUGCAUCUAAAAUCUUAGAUACAAGCAGUCCAUUCCAGACUCCGCUCCAGCACUUAUAUCCAGCAGUGUCCAAAUCCAGCAUGAGGAGUUCAUGUAAUCACAACAACAGUGUGUACUGAGGUACUAACAAAGUAGCAAGGAGUAGGAUUGAUGUUGGCGAUGUAGCAGUAUUUUUUAAGUCCAAAAAAGACGCUGCAGCUGAGUGCAACACUUGUCAUGCACAAUUUUGUGCCAAUAUUCGAUCGAUAUCAGUAUCGGUCAACGGGGCUACAAUGUCAAUAUCGUAUCUGAGGUUAAAAAGUUGUAUCAGGACACCCCUACUAUGGUUAUCUUUCCAAGUAUAACCAAAAAGCCUAUAUUGAUGAAAAAAGGAACAAAAAAAGAUCAACUCACUCAGAGUUCCGCUCAUCCUAACGCUGGCUGAACUUGCGGCCGCUGCCCGACCAUAACAUCAACACAUUGACUAUUUUUAAAAAUCACACCUGAAAAGACACCUGUUUAAACAAUCAUAUUCACUCUGACUGUCACUCUGCAGAUCUCCCCUCCUUUUUAAAACUGUUAUAUCUUUUCUCUUUUUUACAAUGUCCUUGGGUGUUUUGAAAGGGCCCUUUAAAAAAUGUAGUAUUACUAUUAUUGUUGUUGUUCUCAUCUACACUCAGAACCUAAAGCUCUGAGUGAAGAGAGAACUGCCACAGUAGAUGGAGUGAAACUGAAAAAUGAGCGGCAACUUCCUGAUUGUGUCACAGUUUCUGGUUGUGUCACAGCGCUCAUGCUUUAAAGAAGAUCUACAAACCUCCACAUCUCUACCCAAACAUGCAGGAAGGUGCAGGACUUGGUUCACUUUCAGCUGAAGUGUGGUUUCCUCCCUGCUGUAUCUCUUGUCUCCACCCUCUGUCACCCACACAACACCGCUCACUCUCCUUAGAGACACACUCAUAACUAACAGACAUGUGUUUCCUAAUGAUGGGGAACUCCACAGCACUGCACAAUGAUUGCUAACAUCAGAUCACCAAGGUAGUGAGAAAAUUUGACAAUAUGACAGUGAGUAAAAAAAUCACAGAAUUUCAUUAGGGCCACGGGGCAAACGCGCUGAGGCACUAUUGUUUUAUGGUGGAUUUUUCUCUUAUUCCUCCUUUGGACAAAUUUUUGAUUCACUACUCGUCCUACAACUUGAAGAAUUGUUGGACAAAUUAUAUUUUCAAACUUGAGGAUUGAUUGGAUUGGUUUGCUAUUACUUUAUGGUCCAUUUACAUGCAUUCAUGGUACAUAAAAAUUUUGCACUGAAGUCAAUAGGACAAGCAAAAGAAAAGAGCAAUUAUUGGAGUAUUUCAAACUAUUACAUUUUAUCGCAAUGCUUCUAGUAUUAGUUAUUUAAGGUCUUUGAAGAAUCGCAUUAUAAAGUUCACACCCAGUCAAUAGCCCCUUUCAAAUUUCUCAGAGGGAAUUUUUUAAGUUUUUUUGUUGCUGUGGUGUCAAAGCAGGAAUCACCAAUUUUUUUACUAUCAGCAUCUUGGCUUUAUCUGCCUUGUGUUGACGUAUAAAGCUCCGUCUGUCUUGUUAGUAAGCUUUCUGUUCUUCUUUGUAUGUCAGGAGAGUGGAGGUUCAGCCAGGACGGACUACAGAGCCAUCCAGCUGGCCAAGAAGAAGAAACAAAGAGGUCCCUCUUCCUCCUCAGGUAGGAUACACACUGACAGAUUUCACACUGUUGCUGAUGCCCCUCCUAAGAAACAGAAUACUGGAUCUCGGUUUUCAUCCACAACCCCAGUUCCAUUAAAGUUUGGAUGCUGUAUAAAACUAAAACAGAUUCUUGAUUUCUUUUCUUUGCAUAAUUUUUAAUCAUAUUUAAACUAGAAUGAUUUGCUAACCAUCAACGUUGUCAAUGAAUAUAAAAAAGUUUGUGAAGAAAAUGGAAGUAAAACAGUUUGGGCAGAACAGAAGUUUGAGCUGAAUGCUUUUUCUCUGCCUAACCCAGGGAGUCCAGGAUCAGGUCAGAAAAAAUCCAAAGGGGUGAAAGCAGCGGCUCCAGCUCUAAUGGCCCCCUCUGGGGCUCGUUAUGCUGAAGGAGCUGCAACAGCCAAUGGAGGGCUGACUCUGCGUGACCCUGUGACUGGUGCACAAUACGUUCAGAUUCAGCUGCUGCAGGUAAGAUCCCCAGACAUCUAAUAGUGUUAUGAUUAACUUGACCAUGUGCUCAUAAGAUGUAACUUGAGCACAAUAUAAUCUGUUAGAAUUAGGGAUGUGCCGAUAUACGAUCUAAUCGCGAUAUGCGAUAUUAAACGGCCGCGAUGAUGAAAUCGUAAGGUACUGUAAUAAUCGUUCCACAAUUAUAAUUCAAAGACGAGUGGCAGCGAAGCCGAGUACUUAACAACCUAACCCACUUGUAGUCUUACCCACGGUGUCAAAGCCUCGGUAGCAAAAUGUACAAACAAACCACCACAAAAGUAGUCCCAAAUCCAAAACAACUCUGGAAUUAAGUACAUUAAUGCCAGCCUAACAAAAACGGGAAUAUUAAAAGAGAAAUGAAGACAUUUUACAACAAAAUGCGUGGCCACCCACAAUGCAUUGCAGCCACCCAAAGCAGUAUUGGAGCGUGUCCACAAUGCAUUCCCAUCUGCUCAUUAGCUUCUUAAAGUGGAGGAGAUAUGAUCUGAUAUUUUAAAAACACGAGGAUUGGAUCAUGACAACAUGUCAAAUGGAGCAGCAAACUUUCGUUCUGUUUUUAUGUGUCCCAAAAAUGCACAUAUAGAGAUGUACUUGGGUACAUAAACUGUACAGUAAGCUGUCAAGGUAGAGAACAUUAUAUUUUCGGGACAGCAAAUAUUCCGAACAGAGGGCUGUUGUUUUCGGCUUAUCUGAAUAGUCUGAAUGAAAUCAUUAAAGGCACACGCUUUUGAAUCCACCCAACGGUCAGGAAAACUUGGAUUAUUUUGCCUUGUUAUGUUCUUUCAACCGCGCUCCCGUCAGGGGUGCAUUCUACGGCAGGGGUGCAUUCUACGGCAUAACACCGGACCAAGAACAGCCGGAGACUGAGAAUGACGAAACGCCUCGGCUGUAUCCUCCUAUUAAAAAGGUUUCGUCUGCAGUAUGGAAGUUUUACCGCUUCACAAAACAGACAGUGCAGGUAAACCUGACACCAAUCUGCAGGUUAUGCCGUAAGGAAGUUGCACCGUUGUCUAACACUACAAACCUACGUGCCCACCUCCAUGAACACCAUCCAGCAUCGUUCGCCCAAAUCAAGGUAAAAACAACAUGAUCACAAGAAGUUUGGUCUACUCUACUGCUUAUUAUUGACAACGUUAGUGACGUUUCUGCUAACUUUGGCUCCCAACGUCGCGUUAGCUGCCUCUUGCUCAUAUUGUUUGUGCGUGUCAUGCUGUGCACAGAGAAGUGAUUUCGCAGUUUUUUGCCAUUUUUAAUAACGUUAAAAGCAACGCGCUAAUAUCGUGAUAAUAUCGUGAAUCGUGAUAUUUUGGGGCCACCAAUAUCGUGAUAUCAAAUUUUUCAUAUCAGCACAUGCCUAGGUAGAAUCAAUAAAUAUCUAGUGACGGGUGCUGACAGCGUUCAGCAGCAGCAGAAUUGUUUGCGAUUUUGUUGACAGAUGUUAUGAUCAAAUUGUGUGUACAUGCAGGAUGACCCAGCCAGUGAUGGUGACCUGGCAUUUCAGCUGAGCUCUCAACCCUCCAGCUCCCACUCUCAGCUCACUGCUGACCUGCCUGUCAACAUUUUACAGGUGAGAAAAGUUCUCCUUUGUUGUUUCUGAUGUUUUUCUUUAUUAUAUAUUUUUAUUUUUAUUGAACCUUAAUUUAACCAGGUAAAAUCCAAUCGAGAUCAUGAUCUCAUUUACAAGGACGACCUUGCCAAGAGGUCAGCAGCACACGUUGUAAUAAAUGCAAUAAAUGUAAGGGAACCAACAACAAAUUCUGGGUUAAAGUGCAACACAGACUUUGGGAUAAUUACAAUUGAAAACACAGGCAUUGUUCAUAGGAUUCUUGUUGCUUAGCGAAUAAAAUGGAACAAAAGUCUUUAAAUGAAACCUGUUCUGGCAUUGUCAGCUCUCCCACUGAGCAUUUUUUGGUCUAAAAGAGGUCUAAUAGACGUCUAAAUGUAGCCUAGAUUACUGGUUUAAAAUCAGGCUACCACAGGUCUAAAAAUGAAUGAUUUUUAGACGUCUAAAUUUAGACUAAGUUUAGACUGCCGGCUAACAGAGGUCUACGCUGUAUAUUGCUCAAUGGCUAGCAUAAUUAUUUUGGUUAAGUACUUGUAGAUCAGUUAUGCAACUCACAGUUGCUUUUUGAAAUAAAUAGUUAGCGCAUAAUGGGUUAAAGUGCAACGUCUAAAUUCCGUCUAAAAAUAUAGAGAAUCUAGACGGUUGAAAUUAGGUCUAAAAAAAAAAACUAGACGUCUAAUAGCCGUCCGUUGCUCAGUGGGUUGUUUGUAUGGUGUUCCAGGCUGUGGGGGCAGCAUAACGAAAAGCCUGUUUCCCCAAAUCAGUUCGGACUUAUUGACAGUGUCUGCAGCAGUCAGCCAGCAUAUUUAUUUAAACCGUCUACAGCUGUGUCUUAACUUUCAGUAAAAAUAUAUUUCAAGCAAAGAUGUUCAAACCUGAACUCUGAGUGAAUGUAGGGUGAGGACGAUGUCUACAUGUUGUUCAGUUCAUCCUUGUACUGAAUGUGUGGCUUGUUUCCUCACAGGAACCUUCAGUGAUGAACGAGGACGACAAUGGCUCGGACAACUCUCAGUUCACAGGAAGCACAAUUAACCUUCAGGACCUGGAAUGAGUAGGACAUAACUGCAGAUGGAGGUCUGCUGCCAUGAUGGACCACACUGGCACCUUGAGACCCUCCAAGGUUUACACCAACAACUCAAAGAUAUUCAGCCCCAUCAAACAGUUGCCUCUUUCCCAGGACUUUCAAAGCCUUUUUAAGAUAAGAUAAGAAGAACUUUAUUCAUCCCUGAGGGGAAAUUUUAGACUUGAGGAUAAUUCAGUUUAGGGGAUGUGGAUGUGAGUCCACAGAUACAGCACCUUGAAAGAGGAGAUCAUGAGAAUUUGUCCGGAGGAUUAUUGUGUGUUUCUGACUGAAAUCCAGUUUGUACCAAAAUCAGACCUGAGAGCAUUCUCAUGUCAAAGUCACAUGAGACUUUAGUUCCUCUGUGGGGUUUGACUGAAUGGUGUCUAUUCCCUGGUGCCACAAUGCGGAUCAUGCACACGGUGCGCUGUCUAUGCUCCAGUUGCCUUACAGACACCUCAUGCUGUGUAUUCCUCCACCGGUGAGAAACCCGCUUCAGUUGUUUUUAUGUUUUGUUCUUCUGAUUUCUAAUCUCGUGUUAGAUUUAUUUUUCUAUGGCAGCAGUGAGUCUUUAUUGAGGACAGCAGUAACGACUCACUACCUUAUCGUAAUAAUUAUCUGUUUCUUAUUUAUUGUUUAGCGAUGCGUUUACAGAAUGGCAGAGCCAAACACAGAUGAAUAAAAGAAUCAAAGCACAAUCAGA